AGCCCGGCAUCCCGCGACGCCCGCCCGCAGCCUGCCGAGCCCCCGCGGGCCGCCGGGGAAGGGAGGGAAAGGAAGGAGGGGGGGAAAGCUUUAAGAAGGAAAAACAAUCAUAGUGUUAUCUUAUUUUUUCAAAGAAAGGCUUUGAAAGGGAAUUUGGAAGGGGAAAUUAAAGGGAAAAAGUUUAAAAGUUGGAAAGGAGGGGGAAAAAAACUUUAUAAAGAAAAAUUUGAAGAGAGCGAUUUUUUUUUAUUAGUUUAAGAUUUAAAAAAAGAGAGAUUGAGGGAGCAGGGGAAAGAAAAACCACCCCAUAAUUGCGAAGGGCUCGAUCGGGCGCCGGAGAACAAUACUCACCGGGAAAGUUGCAGCGCGGCCCGUGAGGGAGCGGCGUGAGGAAAAUGCCGCAGCUGGGCAGCGGCGGCGGGGACGACCUGGGGGCCACGGACGAGAUGCUGGCCUUCAAGGACGAGGGCGAGCAGGAGGAGAAGAUCCCCGAGAACGCCUUCACGGAGCGCGACUUGGCCGACCUCAAGUCCUCGCUGGUGAACGAGUCCGAGGGGAGCGGCAGCCCGGCCGCCGCCGCAGCCGCCGACCCUGAGGCCGUCAGGAGGGUGCAGGAUCCGCAGAGGGCUUAUCAGGAGAAGCUGCCCGAGCACAUGGAUGAUGGUAUGAAGCACCAGGACCCAGGGAUGUAUAAAGGAUCUGCGUACUCUGGCUACCCCUUCCUCAUGCUCUCAGAUCCGUAUCUGCCAAAUGGAUCCAUGUCGCCGCUGUCCAACAAGGUUCCUGUUGUGCAGCCGUCACACGGCGUCCACCCGCUCACCCCGCUCAUCCCUUACAGCAACGACCAUUUCAGCCACGGCUCCCACUCACCCCACUUGCCCGCUGACAUCAACCAGAAGCAAGGAGUGCACCGUCCAUCCCAGACCUCAGACAUCCCCGGAUUCUACCCCCUCCCUCCCGGUGGAGUCGGACAGAUCACGCCGUCGAUGGGAUGGCAGAGCCAGUCUGUCUAUCCGCUCCCGUCAUGUGGAUUUAGGCAGCCGUAUUCGUCAGCGCUUUCUGCUGGGGCUUCUUUCUCCAGGUUCACUCACCCACUGAUGCUGGGCUCUGGCAUGCACACCACUGGCAUCCCACACCCCGCCAUCGUGCCCCACUCCGGCAAGCAAGAGAUGGAGCACUAUGACAGGAACAUGAAACCUCAACCAGAACCAAAGAGAGAGAAGGAAGCCAAGAAGCCCACUAUCAAGAAGCCCCUGAAUGCUUUCAUGUUGUAUAUGAAAGAAAUGCGGGCAAAAGUCAUUGCUGAGUGCACCCUGAAAGAGAGCGCCGCCAUCAACCAGAUCCUGGGACGGAGGUGGCACGCGUUGUCCCGGGAGGAGCAGGCCAAGUACUACGAACUGGCUCGCAAGGAACGGCAGCUCCACAUGCAGCUCUACCCCGGCUGGUCUGCCAGGGACAACUACGGGAAAAAGAAGAGACGAACACGGGAAAAGCAGCAAGAUUCCAACUCAGAUAACUCUCUCCACUGUCCCUAGGAGGAAAAAGAAGUGCAUUCGGUACCUACAAGGAGAAGGACGCUGUGCCAGCCCAGUUUCUUCCGAUGGAAGUGCUAUAGACUCCCCUCCCUCUCCUCUGGACGCACUCCAAUGCAUCUCCUCUGCUUUCCCUUCAGACAAGCUCGCAGCCCCCGCUGACUCCGCACACAGAGAUCACCCCGACCCCUUCCCCGGCUCCGCUCACCUCCAGCCCCCCUCCAGCUCCUCCAGACGGACGCCCACAGAGUCCCCUCCACGCUGCGUGGCCUCCACGGGGACAUAGUCCUGCGCCCCCCCCGGGCACCGGGUACCUCCUUUCAGUGCCCAUUGCCAAGGACCAGAAGCCACAUUCCCCAUCGCACUGUAGAACGUGCAGGGUUAGGACAUGGGAUGCCUUGAGGAUGCUGGAAAACUCCUUUAGUUUUUAUUUCUUUUGGGGGGUGGGAGAGGUGUUAAAGAUAGAAAAGUGAUCUCCAAAACAAAGGGUAAUGAGAACUUGCCAAGAUUUAAAGUGCUGAUGAGUAAACAAGCCUUUGUCCCUGCCCUGUGCUGCUUUUCUUCUUUGUUUGGGAGGUUUUGGUUCUUUUAUUGCAUUAUCUCCAGGUAUGGUGGGAAGCAGAGCCCACCUCCCCAGCUUGCUGCAGUAGAUGGUAGGUGCUAUCACCCUAACACUGCCUUUGCUCCCUGCUUCCAAGCGUAGUCACUCACUCACACAUCUCUUGUAGCCGUUCCACCAUGGAGCUGGAAAGGCUGGAAUAGGAGCAGUUUAAAAGCUGAAACUCAGUGUAGUGAUGCCGGCUUUGAUCCGACCGGAUAAUAGAGAAAAAGAGCUUUUCAGCCGAGGAGGUGAACGUUCCCAAGGUGCUGUUACAGGUAACGGGUCUCAUGAAGAUGUGCACCAUGAGCAUGGCAGAGGGAAGGGAAGCACUGAGCACAGAAGGAGCUGGACCAGCCCCUGGCAGGGCUGAGGGCCCAUUGCUCACUGCAGGGGCUGUGCAGGGGCUCCCCUGCUAACAGAGGUUGUCCUCUGUAGAUCAUGGUCACAGCUCCCUGGAUGCUGGGCAAAGCCUAAAAGCUCUCCCUGGAGCUCCCUCCCCAGCACAGUCCAGCAGCUCCUGCUCCAGGCACCCUCAGAGCCCUUCUGGUGAUGCUUUGGUGGGUAACUUCCUAAAAUCCCCUUCCUCUGCUUUUGGACCUGCACAAGAUCCUCCCUCCACCCUCAGGACGAUGGCAAAUGUUCAGUGUGUCCUCUCCAGCUUGAAAACCUUCACCACUUUCUGGUGUUCUAUUUAUGUUUGAGCUUGACCAACACAACCCCACUGUGGCCGGGCUGAGAUCAACUUGAUCCCAUCUCAAGCCCAAAUGAAUCCAAUCACUUCUUGAUUUCCUUUGGGUUUCCAGACUCCCCCCACCCAAUUCAGCCCAAAUCAUCCCCUCCUUGAAAGAGGUUCCAGACCAGUGAAGGGAUAAAUAACACCGCACAGAGGGAGAGGGGUGUCUGGUUUUUGUACUUCUUGGGGUUUAAAGUCCUGAACACAAAUUAUGUAGUAAUAUUAUUGUAGAACUGCAGAAAUUUAUGACCUUUAUAAUGUACAAAAAUAUUUUUAUAUUGUUUUUCUUAAUGCAAAAAAAAGCCACAAACCCAAUUUUUUUACAUUGGACUAAACAGAACUUUUUAAACCAGUUUAUGUCUCAAAGUCUGAAAAGAAAAUUAUUAGUCUGUAGAACAGCUUUGGGUUUAUUCCCUUUAUUUAGGUAGUUUGGCUUAGAGUAGCAUAGAGUUGGGUUUAAGUCCAGUCUUAGUUUAGCUCUGAACCUGUCGCUUUAUUCUUCUCCUGUGUAAAUGUAACUUCAGAAGCACUGAAUGAAAGCUCCUGCACAAACCUGGACAGGAUGAAGUCAUUUUAGUGGUUCAAAGAAUCAUUUUAAAGCUUAAAAGAGUUAUUGUAAAGCUUGAAAGGAUCAUUUUAGCCCUUAGGGAAGCAGCAUUACCUGACCCCAUGCCUGCCAUACAUUGGGCGAUGUACUGACUGCACUCAGAGAGGGGUUAGUUCUGGAGUUCCAUGCUCUGGUUUACAUUACUUUGCCAGCUUAGACAAGAGCAGGCACCAGGGCUGAACAAGAAGCUGCUGCUCAGGCUCUUCCCAGACACCCCCAAAGUCUUUUUUUACCACUUGUAUUUACAACGCACCCAAAACUUGCUUUACAGAACAAUAGCAAUGGCUCAGCUCGUGCCUGUCACUGAGACCUGCAGUGUAUGGGGCUGUCAAAGCAUCAGCCACUGCAAACACCACAGAGGACAAAGCAGCCUCAGUGGCGUAGCUUAACCCAGCACUGGUGUAAAGCUGUUGUAAGUUACUAUGCAAUUGGUAUUAUGGGGCUGUCCAGAGAAGCUGUGGCUGCCCCAUCCCUGGCAGUGUCCAAGGCCAGGUUGGACACAGGGGCUUGGAGCAAGCUGCUCCAGUGGAAGGGGUCCCUGCCCAUGGCAGGGGUUGGAACUGGAGGAGCUUUAAGGUCCUUUCCAACACAAACCAGGCUGGGAUUCUAUAAAACAAGUUAGCACCAAAGAAAGGAAUAAGAGAAAAAGCAAAUGGGCAUAAAUAAGACCAGUGGGAAUUGAGGGGUAAGUCCCAGACCUAUUCACCUGCAUCCCUACCCAAGGAGCAGCUCUCACCAGGGCUUUCACCUGCUCAUUCCAAGGCUGCUUUGGUCAGUCUCCCCAGGGGCUCAGGGCGCAUCCCUACAACAGCCUCCUCUGAGCCCCUUUAUCCCAUCCAAUUCCCACCCAGUCCCCACAGUGAAUCCCACUGCCCUUGGCAGCAUCUCCACACACAGCCUGGAGCAGCUACACCUGCUUUUUGAGCCCGUAGUGUUCUGACCUGUGCUUGCUCCACACAGGCAGAGGGAGAGCUGCCCUCUGCUCCCAAGUGCUGCAGGCUAAGCUCAGACUGCUCCUCAGUGCCCUGCAGCAUGUUCACUUUAGGCUGGAAUAACAGAACAGAGUUCAGAGCUUCCAAAACACACAAGAUAAGAGACCAUUAAGUUGCCCAUUGCCAAGACAAAACAGUGACCAAGAGCUGCAGCACAGCCCAAGGCUGAUCCCCAACACCAAAACAAGGUUACCUUGAGUAAUACCAGAAAGUGUCUUUAGAAACACCCCAUGAAGUGUUCCUGGUUUGUGUUAAUGCUCUUUUUCUUUUUUAAACAGAAGGAAAACUUUGCCCUUUUUUAGUUCUUUUCACAGCAAUUUCAACUCUUCCUUAAAUCCAUCAUUUGACUUCCUGAAAUCAGUUUGAAUGUCCAAGGCCUGGAAGUACCACUUCAUUCAAGCCGAGUACAAGCACUGUAUGUAUGUAGCAGGGAUCAAUUGUCGCAGCUGUACUUUCAUUUGUCCAGUGACAUCCACCUCUUGUUGUAAGUUUUUUACUUCAUUGAAUUGUAUGGUUUUGGCUUUUAUGUUCAAAAUAUGUUUAUAGCUUUAUAAAUAAAGUAACUGCCAGAGGGGCUCUUUGAGAUGGGCCACUGGGAGUUCUGAUCUGAACUUCUCAAA
Molecule: messenger RNA, 5085 nt
Organism: Melopsittacus undulatus (budgerigar)
Lineage: Eukaryota; Metazoa; Chordata; Aves; Psittaciformes; Psittaculidae
Gene: TCF7
Product: transcription factor 7
Exons: 11
Coding region: 396-1535 (379 amino acids)
Biological process (GO): canonical Wnt signaling pathway; regulation of transcription by RNA polymerase II
Cellular component (GO): beta-catenin-TCF complex; chromatin
Molecular function (GO): DNA-binding transcription factor activity, RNA polymerase II-specific; RNA polymerase II cis-regulatory region sequence-specific DNA binding
Source: RefSeq, a predicted model, not a curated record